AUGGCGCCCUUCUCCGUCCUCCGCUCGUCUCCGGUGGUGGCCGCCGCCGCCGCGGCGCCAUCGUUCAGCGGCAUGUCCAGCCACGCAUCUGCACUGCGCGUCACCUCCAGCAAGAGCCGCGUCGCCUGCAGGGCCGCCAGCAGGUCGCUGUCCAUCAGGUGCGAGCAGAGUGCGAGGCAGGGCAGCGGCGGCGGCGGCGGACCGGACGUAUGGCUGGGCCGCGCGGCCAUGGUUGGCUUCGCCUCCGCGAUCGCCGUCGAGGUGGCCACCGGCAAAGGCUUCCUCCAGAACUUGGGCGUGGCUUCUCCGGCGCCGACGCUGGCGCUCGUCGUGUCGGGGCUCGUCGUCGGCCUCGCCGUCUUCUUCCUUCUCCAGUCAGGAGGCUCGCAAGACUGA
Molecule: messenger RNA, 396 nt
Organism: Miscanthus lutarioriparius
Lineage: Eukaryota; Viridiplantae; Streptophyta; Magnoliopsida; Poales; Poaceae
Source: the annotation of a GenBank genome assembly